UUCCAGGUGACUACCUCAUGAAGCUGGUUAAGAUAAUGCCAAAAGUGUGCAAAGCGUCAUCAAGACCACAAAACUCUACCAAUGGUCGGUAUGAAGCAGAAAUGUUUAUCUCCUAUUAAAGAGGAGUCGUGUGAACCAGGGGCGGAACCAUGUACAGUCAGUCCCUUUGGCAUCAGGAGGAAAGUCCCAGCGAAUCCAGAGGAAAGGCCUAUUUGCCCAGGACUCAAAGAAACGGAGAAGACUUUUGAAGAUUUUGUUGAAGAGCAACUCAAAUUGGAUAAACAGUUUCUCAAAAAGGAUAAACAGCUCAGAACAGCAGAGAAAAGAAAUUUCCUGCGUAAAGGUGCUGGAAGAUCUAGAAUCUGUAAAAGUAAAGAUACCAUCCAGAACACAACGUCCACACAGCUUCACAGACCCUCAACAGUGAAGUGCUCUAGCCAGGAGAACCUACUCAGGCACAAUGUUCCUCCACAUGAUGGCAAAUCUCUAGCUUUGGAUCAUGAUAAACAUUCCAAUCAAAAAAAUGAAGAAUGUUCACAGCAGCCAAAUCAAAUAAGAAGUACCAAGUUGCAAGAUGAAUGCAGUAUGUUUUCUGGUCGAAAAGUUGCUCCUAAGAUCCAUCUUCUUGAAGAAAGAGUUGGCUUCAAAAAGGUAAAUGAUCACAUUGUUAGAGUGGAUGAAACAAGCACUGAGGCACUAUGCUUGACGAAUGAAAUAAAGCAGCUGCUGCUCCAUAGUGUUUCUGAUGACAGCACUAGUGCUGAGGAUGAUACAAGUCCUCCAACACCUCCUAAUCCUUCAAGAAUAAACUCAGAUCAUAAUCUGGAGCUAUCUGACGAAGACUAUGCCAGUGACUCUCCAAGUGAUGCUGGUCCAAGUGAAUGUCCACGAACUUCACAAUGCUUCUUAGCUCAACUUUCCAGUUCAUCUGGAUCUGAUGACGGGAGCGACUCUGAGCUACAGCAGCUUUGUUGGUCUGAACCUCACAAACCAACUCCAAAAGAGACCAGUGGUGAAGCUAUAUCUCUCUGUGCCAGAAGUUAUGACCUUCUUGAUAGGAUGUUCCCUCAUGUGAAAUCUACGGGAAAAACCAAAACUGAUAACCAGCUAUGGGAGAAAGUCUUGAAAACUCAGGACUCUAUGAAUGGAAGUGAACCAGUGACGUACGUGCAGGAAAAUAUUGGGUUGGAUAUCAGGGUUGGAACAAGCAAUGACUCAAUGAUGGACAAGAUGAAAACAGAGCAGGAUAAUGCGCUGAAUUUCAUCAGAUCUGAAAUGGACCACUUUUCUAAUAAUGACCAAGACAGCCUGCAAAACUUCAGAUCUUCAGACCACACACCUCAGGAUGUCACACAUCAUCAUAACGAAACUGAGGAUCUCAGAAAGCAAAUCCAGUUUCUGAAAGAGCAGCUGAAGAGAAGAGAGCACGAGUGGUGGCAGGCUCACAGUGAGCUGCAGAGUCGAGUCGAUGCCCUGACCAGGGAGAACAAGGCACUGAUGAGUCAACAUGUCGGACAGGUUAGAGCUCAGAGCUCCGGCAGAUCCACACCUCAUCCUGACGCUCAAAACCUGGGAUUGUGCAGGUCUGUGGAGAAACAAGCAGCUCUUGGGAUCAAGAGCAAGAAUUCAGUGCUAAAAGGAUUACAGAGGACAGCAAAAUCUGGGAAAUCUGUAUCAUCGGAGUCUGAUUAUGGAUCCACAGACAUGACUGAGGAUGUGCCCAAUUCUCAGAUGAAGCAUAACAGUACUCAAGUAGCCGUUAAAGCGGAGAGGAAUGUUAGAGAGGAAACUCGAUAUCCAGAUGGUAAGGUAGAACAGCUUCUGUCGGAUGGGUCACGUGUUAUUGUUUUCCGAAACGGAACAAGAAAGGAGAUCGGAGUGGAUCAGAAAUCAAUCAUGGUCACGUUUUUCAAUGGAGAUGUCAAACGUAUUCUGGCUGAUGGGACCACGGUCUACUAUUAUAGUGAUGCGCAGACGACUCACUCCACUUACCCGUCUGGCUUAGAGGUUCUGGAGUUUCCAAAUAAGCAAAGAGAGAAGCGUCAUCCUAAUGGCACACGAGAAAUCUUUUUCUCUGAUGGUACGGUCAAGACCAUGUACCCUGAUGGCCGCCAGGAAAGCUUCUUUCCUGAUGGAACUAUUGUCAAGUUAUCAAAAAAUGGAGAGAAAACAGUGGAGUUCACAAACGGCCAACGUGAGAUCCACACGUCGCAGUAUAAGCAGAGGAUUUACCCCGAUGGAACUGUUAAAACAGUCUAUUUAAAUGGAAGGCAAGAGACUAAAUACUCAUCUGGGAGGAUCCAUGUUAAGAACAAUGAAGACAAUUUUAUGAUGGAAAGAAAGUGAAAUGUGUUAAAGGGAAAACCGCUGCUAUAUUUUAUACAAGAUGCUUGAUAUGUACAGUUAUCUUCAGAAAUAUUGGCACCCUUCACGAGAGCAGGAAAAAGUUACUAUACAAAUCACACAAUCAAUGACAGCGCUAUCAUACCAAUAAUAAUAUUUUCUCUUGGAAAUAUCUGUGGCAGAAAUAUUGACACCCUUAAAGGAUACUUCAAAUAAAUGCAAACAAAUUGUCAUCCUUGGAAGCCAAAUUUCAAAAUACACUGUAGAAGUACAUUCAUUCACACCUAUGGACUAUUUAGAGUAGCCAAUCUACCAAUUGGUAUAUUUUUCGGAGGAAACCGGAGAACCUGGAGAAAACCCACACAGACAGGAGCUGUAAAGCAGCCAUCGUACCCUCUUCACAACAAUGUAAAUAAUAUUAAAUAGCAUCCCUGAAUAUUUGAGCUCCAAAUAACACUCCUUGCAUGUUGAUAUUGCGAGGAAUAGUGAUUUUCUAACCAUUAGGCCAAGGGAAAGCCAUGGUCUAAUGGUUAGAGAAGCAGCUUUGGGACUAAAAGGUUACUGGUUUGAUUCUCUAGACCAAGAUAAAUUAUUGAAAUGCCCUUAAGUAAAGCACCUGCUCCACAAGCUGGUCUGGGUAUGUUUUAAAAUAGUUAUUUUUUUUUAUUUAUUUAACAUUUAAUGGUAGAAUUGGACCAUUAUUCUGAACUUUCUUUUUUUAGUCUCCAUGAAGUUUGGGUUUUUUGGGGGUUUUUUUUCCCCUGAGGAUGCUUUCAUAAGGUCACAAAACAAUAAUAUCAGACUGGAAUGGUAUCAGGUAAUACUGUAUUUAUCCAACCUUUGGUCACAAAAUAAAAAUGCAUCUCAUCUCAUACAUAUUACACAUUAAAUUGUUAGAGAAAUACAAGUGCUCAUAUGUUGUUUUUGGUGGAUCAUGAACCAUGAACACCAUGAGUUGGCCUAGUGGUUAGGUUAGUGUCCGCUUUUCGACCAGGAAAUCCUGAGUUGUACUCGCAGUUGGGUCAUACCAAAGACCAUCAUAAAAAUGGUACCUACUGCCAUCUGGUGAGGUUGGUAAUUCUUGCAGUUACCAGAGGGCGGUUACCAGAAGACCCUAGCUACGUAAUGGGCAAGAGGCUGAGGGCUACGAAAUGGAGAUUGGUGCUGUCUGAUGUGUCUUGUGGCUUGGGAAGGACUUUGAUGAAUCUUCAACACAGUGCUCCAUCAUCUGUUUCAUUUCUGUGUAAAUAAAAUUUACAUCCUAGUCAUGAUGAGACUCAUGUUGCACCACAUGGCUUAUUAUUCAUGAGAGUGUGACUCAUAUCUCUGACUGAUUCAGUAUUCAGCCAAGGACUUGUCUCUCAGUCUUACAGUAGCUACUCUGGUUUCAGUAAAGAGAUAUCAAGAGGUGUAAGCUUGAGUUUCUUCUCAGUCAGUUUGAUGAGCAGUAGUCAAACGGGAGAGCGUGUACUUUUUUUUUUAAUGCCCAGAUUACCUGCCCAAACUGGUAAUUGCAUCAUCAGUUUUUCCUUUGGUUAAAUCAGACACAAGGUAUGCCACCACACUUGCCAGAGCAGUUGGGGGGUUAGGCACCUUGCUCGAGGGCACUUCAGCCAGUCAUGCUGGUCCAGGGAAUUGAACUAGCAACCUUUUAGUCCCAAAGCUGUUUCUCUAACCAUUAGGCCAUGGCUUCCCCCAAUUAUUAUGAGGGGAUUCUAGUCCCCCAUAACAAAGAGGUGAAUCUAUUUUUGAUUACAGCACCUCCAUUGUUGUUUGUCCUUGUCUCUCUGUAGACACGCGAGGAUGUUAGCGGAGUCAUUAGCUUAUGCACCUCAUGCAGUAUAGUCCUGACAUCGAGUGUGCCCUGUGAGGCUUUCUGUGUGACCUCGUUGAAAGGAAACGUCAGUAUGAAAUCCCCAACACGAUGAACUGGUACAGUUCUGUCAUGUGUCCUCUUGUCCCAUGAGAGCACUGGGGGCUUUUGUAAGGAUUUAUGGAUGUGGAUUGUUGGUAAUGUGCAUGCAUUAGACGAUAAGCUUGGAGGUGAGACGAGUUCCCAGUCGUCUGACUCGGUGGUUUCAAAUUCAGACGAAUGAUGUGGCACUUCAAACGUUUUUUUGUUUGCGGUCUUUGGAUUUAGAUAUGAAUUUGAACAGAAUGGCUUCCCAGGAUUUACACAGCAGUUGGACUGAUGUUUAUAUUUAUACGCAGGUUUCGGUUUGAGAACUAUUCGUGUAAUUUUUGGCAUUAAACCCAUGGUGGGCAAGCAGCAUUUUCCAGGACAUCCUGUUUGCCUCAACCUGUCAAUCUUUCUGUAGUUCAUCAAGUCAAUAAGGUCAUUUAUCAGACCUUUUUUGACCUUUAUAUCUACAGGACAGUCCAAAGAAAGUGCCGGGCUGUAAUUGACUUCUAAAAGCCAAGGCUUGAAGUUGGAAUCGAUGAGGAUGUCAAAUCCAAACAGCUCCACACAGUUAGGGCUGGAAGGAAUGGAUGGAGCAAUCGUAAGCAGAGUCAGUGUCACUAUGUUGUUGAUCUUUUGCCAGAGCUGAGCUUCAUUGAUGUCUUGGCUGUGAAGGAAGGUGCGGAAUUUACUCAUGCUCCACUUGCAACCCUGACCAAUGUGCUCUUUAUCCAUGGUGUAGAAUAAACUGAAUUUGUUGAUGCUUGUGUUUGUAAGGUGAGAGAACAGGUUGUCUGGAGAUGUCAGGUCGUAUUUCUCAGUGGCAAAACGCACCAAGCCCUCCUCGUAAAUGUAGAUCGUAAGAGGACGGAAACUCUUCACACACACAUAGAUGCGCAGGUCAAAUUUGUAGCCUGAGAUCAGAAAUGAGUUGCUUAUAUAUUUCUGUACAAUCACUGUUGAGUCAUAAGUCAAGUCUUUGAUAUCCUCAAAGAUAAAGAUGCCCCUCCCUCGAGAGAGGGCCACCGGUUUACAGAUCCAGUACACUCGCUUUCCUCGGUUUUUUGUGUACUCCUCCAGAAACCUGGUGUAAUCGUUUGGCAGGAUAAACGCCAGAGGACUGAAGUUAUAAAGUGCAGGGCCGUACGUGCCUUGCAUUCUUCUCAGGUUGCGUACCAGGCAGUCCUUGCGUGAGAUAAUUGUUGUUUUAGGGUGGUGA
This is a messenger RNA of Neoarius graeffei (lesser salmon catfish), 5462 nucleotides long. RefSeq names its product centromere protein J. The record is from RefSeq and is a predicted model, not a curated record. The transcript is spliced from 13 exons. Gene Ontology annotation, cellular component: centrosome; centriole; nucleus. NCBI's taxonomy places the organism in Eukaryota, Metazoa, Chordata, Actinopteri, Siluriformes, Ariidae. The coding region runs from base 82 to 2346 and encodes 754 amino acids. Gene Ontology annotation, molecular function: tubulin binding. Gene Ontology annotation, biological process: centriole elongation; cilium assembly.